Hevea brasiliensis (rubber tree) is the source of this 1905-nucleotide messenger RNA. Its product is annotated as protein POLLENLESS 3-LIKE 2. NCBI's taxonomy places the organism in Eukaryota, Viridiplantae, Streptophyta, Magnoliopsida, Malpighiales, Euphorbiaceae. Gene Ontology annotation, molecular function: protein binding. The transcript has 4 exons. The record is from RefSeq and is a predicted model, not a curated record.
UGAGGAUAAAAUACCAUUUAACGGAAACCUCAGGGUUAAAAUGCAAAUACAUAUUCUCUAACAACCCCACCGACUCCGUAAAAUAACAGGGAGUCCACGCAACGGCUACUGCGUUCAAGUAAAACGUUAAAGCCUCAACGGUCGAAAAUUUUCAAAUUUCAUUCUCCUUAUACAACUUCUCUAAAUCACAAUCUUCCUUUGUAUUUCUCUGUGUGCUCUGCGUCUCUCUUUAAGCUGUCUGAACCUUCCCUCCUCUUCUCCCACCUCUCACCUCCUUCUUCACUGUUAUCUAUCCACAGGCAAAAUUCUUAAUUUUUGCUUUCAAAAUGCUGCAACAUAUGUGGAAUGCUCCUCCUGGUUUCAGAUCCACCAAAUCUGCUCCCACUUCACCCGCCAAGCCUAUUGGGGUCUCCAGAACUCGCUCUGAGUCCUUUCAUGCCAUCUAUAAAGUACCUGUGGGUGACACUCCCUAUGUGAGAGCCAAAAAUGUUCAAUUGGUAGAUAAAGAUCCAGAAAAGGCAAUUCCUCUGUUUUGGGCAGCUAUAAAUGCUGGGGAUAGAGUGGAUAGUGCUUUGAAAGAUAUGGCCAUUGUCAUGAAGCAAUAGAAUCGGGCUGAGGAAGCCAUUGAAGCUAUCAAGUCACCGAGGAGUCGAUGUUCAGAUCAAGCCCAAGAGUCCCUUGACAAUAUUCUUUUAGAUCUUUACAAGAGAUGUGGGAGAUUGGAUGACCAAAUAGAAUUGUUGAAGCACAAAAUAUACUUGAUCCAACAAGGGCUUGAUUUCAACAGGAAACACACAAAGACAGCCAGGUCUCAAGGGAAGAAAUUUCAGGUAUCUGUGGAACAAGAAGCAAGAAAUUUCAGGUAUCUGUGGAACAAGAAGCAACUCGGGAACUUGGGAUGGGCAUUGAUGCAACAAAAUAACUACGUUGAAGCAGAAGAUGCCUAUCGGCGGGCACUUUCAAUUGCAGCUGAUAACAAUAAGAUGUGCAAUCUUGGUAUAUGCUUGAUGAAGCAAGGGAGAAUUGCAGAGGCUAAGGAUACAUUGCGACGAGUGAAGCCAGCAGUUGCUGAUGGCCCAAGAGGUGUGGAUUCGCAUCUCAAAGCCUAUGAAAGAGUACAGCAGAUGCUUAAGGAUCUUGAAUCGGAGAUGAUGAACAAGGCAGGAGACCGGGUUGAACAGAGUAGGCUCUUCGAUGCCUUUCUUGGUUCUUAGUCGAUUUGGCAGCCUCAGCCCUGCAAGGAUCAUAGCAGCUUGCCAAUUGCAAAUUCAAGCAAAUUGCAUGAUGAUUUUGCCGAUGAGAACAUAGAUUCGAAUAUAGUAGCCUAUCAGACGUUGCUUUCACAGCAAAAAAGUAUCAAAGAGUUUGCUCUUUUUGGGAAUUCACUGAAUGUAGAUGCGGCCCCGUUCUAUGCCAGGAAAAUGGCAGAAGAGCCAAUGGGAAAUCAAUUCCAUGAGACCCUUAAGAGAACAAGGUCAGGAAAUGCUGCUAAUUCAAACAAAGGGAAUGAAAUGGGGGUGUUCAAUGUGCCAUCAGUGGAGCCUGACAACCCAGAAACCAAGUCAAGAAGGCUAUCCGAUGAAACAGAGGAAAGAUUGUCUGAGCUGCUGCCCGACAACAAGGACUUCGAGGAGGCAAUUGUUGCAGCAGUUUUGGGCCCAACAAGUGAAUCUGGGAAGCCAGUUGAAAUUGGCAAUAACAGUAUCUUUCAGACGACGACGAGGCUAAAGGUUUUCCAAGCCUAGCCCGACUAACUGCCUAGUUCACUAACUAAUUUAAUCUUAUGAAAUCCUAGAAUGGAGAUUUACUUGUUCUCCUUGACCCUAGUUCCUGUAAUUUUUUUGGUUGGUGAGCUCUUAAUAAGCAUGAAUUCUUGGGAAUAUAAUUCAAUUUCUAAUUUCACAA